AUGGUGGAGAAAAGAAUUGCCAUAGUUGGAGGUGGGCCAUCUGGGAUAAUAACAUUACGUUCUCUCUUAGAUGAAGGAUUCACUUCAAUCACAUUAUUUGAACGAAAGAAUAAAUUAGGUGGUUGUUGGAAUUUAACCCCACCAGAACUGAUUAAUUUCGAACAAUUAUCGAAAAAACAAUGGAAUAUUGAUCCUAUACCUGAAACAAUCCCAACAACUGUGCCUCAUAGUACUGUGCAAAGAUUCAUGGACACGGCUACAUAUCCCUAUUUAGAAACUAACGUUGAAGAUAUAGCCAUGGAGUUUGAUAAACCUUUCCCUAAAGAGACUAUUUCCAAGCAUGGUAAAAAUUCGCCAUUUAGACAUUUCACAGAAAUAAGUCAGUACUUGCAUGAUCUUGCAGAUUUGAAUUAUGUCACAUUUGACACUUCAGUAGAAUUGAUUGAGAAAAAAAAUGAACAAUGGCGAUUAGUACUUCGAAAAUUUGGACAAAACCAAGAUUAUAUUUAUGAAGAAUUUUUCGAUAAUGUUGUUGUUGCCAGUGGCCAUUUCGAUGUUCCAUUUAUCCCAGAAAUUCCUGGAUUACAACAAUUCUCUGAACUUGACGAUACCAUUGUGAUUCAUUCCAAACAAUUUAGAUCUCGAGAUGAUUUCAAAGAUAAACAAGUUGUCGUUGUUGGAGCAUCGGUUUCCGCCAUGGAUUCGAUCCGAGACAUUCUCCCCGUGGCCAAACGGGCUAUCACGUCACAAAAACCAACAACUGAACCUCAUGUUUAUUUUGGUACUGAAGCAUUUGAUCAUGAUGGUAUUGAAAAACGAGGACAAAUAGUUAAAAUUGAAGAUCAUACAAUUUAUUUCCACGAUGGAACAUCAACAUUUGCUGAUGCUAUUAUUUUAGGUACAGGGUUUUUGUAUCAUUAUCCAUUUUUACCAAAAUUUCCCCAACUCAAAGAAUUAAUAUUUGACGCAAAUGACCCUUCACUUGCAUUUGUUGGUCAUAAUACCCCAGGGUUGACAUUUAAACUUUUCCAAUGGCAAGCAAUACUUGUUGCUCGAGUUUUCGCAGGCAAAGGUAAUGUCCCGUCAACAAUCAGAAAUGAUCCAACGAUUCACCCCGAUUUUGAACAAUAUUAUGAAACAUUAAGAGAGGCCUCUUCCGGCGCAUUACCACCAUGGAAUCCUACUUGGGAAGAAGCAUUUUAUAGAGGACACUUACGAAGAAGACAAUAUUGGUUAGACAAUCCUUGA
Molecule: messenger RNA, 1248 nt
Organism: Candida dubliniensis CD36
Lineage: Eukaryota; Fungi; Ascomycota; Pichiomycetes; Serinales; Debaryomycetaceae
Gene: SSP96
Product: Ssp96p
Exons: 1
Coding region: 1-1248 (415 amino acids)
Molecular function (GO): NADP binding; flavin adenine dinucleotide binding; N,N-dimethylaniline monooxygenase activity
Source: RefSeq, a predicted model, not a curated record